AUGGCCCGCCCCAAGCUGCCGCUCGAGCUCGCCGUCUUCUCCCCGGCCGACGCCCUCGCGGCCCAAACCCUCGGCGCCUCGCGCAUCGAGCUCAACGCGCCCGGCAGCUACCCCUCUGGCGGCCUCACCCCGCCGCUGGCCGUCCUGGCCGCGCUCUCGCCGCAGCUGCGCAUCCCCAUGCGGGUCAUGGUCCGUCCGCGCGGGCCGCCCGCCAAUCCACACCCAGACUUCAUCUACACAUCCGUCGAGCUGGACGCCAUGCGGGCGAGCAUCGCCGAGAUCAAAGCCUCGGGGACAAUGGACGUGGCGCGUGGCGACGGCUUCGUUUUCGGGAUUCUGAGGAGCGACGGCGACGGGGCGUUGGAGAUUGACGAGGAGAAAUGUGCAGAGCUGGUGGAGCUCGCGCGGCCGGUGCCGUGCGUGUUUCACCGCGCGUUCGACCCGUUGCAGGACUGCGAGGCCGGCGUGGACGUCCUUGUGCGGUGCGGCUUUGCGGGCCUGUUGACCGCUGGAGGAGUCAAAGGCGGAGGGUGUGUCGGUAAUCUGACGAGGUUGGAGAGGAUAUGUGAGCGGGCGGGGGGCAGGAUCGAGGUGGUUGCGGGCGGCGGCGUGCGGCAUCGCAAUGUCAAUGCGCUGACGGCGUCGGCGUUGGGUGGUGCAGAGCGGCGGGGGACAUGGGUGCACUCGGCGGCGUUGAAGAGUGAUGGAUCGGGGAUGGAUGAAGAGGAGGUGCAGAGGCUGCUGACCGAGCUGGCCAAGUGA
Molecule: messenger RNA, 762 nt
Organism: Akanthomyces muscarius
Lineage: Eukaryota; Fungi; Ascomycota; Sordariomycetes; Hypocreales; Cordycipitaceae
Exons: 1
Coding region: 1-762 (253 amino acids)
Molecular function (GO): copper ion binding
Source: RefSeq, a predicted model, not a curated record